AUGUCGGCCGAGUGGGGAGGGACCGCAGCCGGCCCGGAGCCCGAUUCCCCGGGAAGUUCGGUCAGCGCCCGGUCCCCGUUCUCCACACUUUCCUCCCUGCCGGUCGCCGGCGCUGUCUGGAGCGGCGGGGGACGGCCCCGAGACGAGGCGGCAGCGGCGCCCGGCGGGGCCGACCAGGGGCGGGUGGGGAGGGAAGAGGAGCCCGAGACGGCCCCUCAGCCCUGCGCAGCGGCUCCGACCGUGGCCCCGGCUCGGGGCUUUGCCCGCUCCGCAGCCGCCCCCGCCCACCCCAGAGACUCUGCCCGCGGGGCGGGGCUCUUCGCCCUCAGAGCCUGGGAGAGGGAGACUCAGUCUGGAAAAAAGGAGGCUCAAGGGGGACCUUCUUGCUCUGCAGGACUCCCUGACAGGAGGGUGCAAGCAAGGUCUGGCACGUCGGUUUAUCCUGUGACUUCCAGAGAAGCUCCUGAAUUCCUGAGGAAGAAAAACUGUGUCAAGUGCCACAAAGAGAAUGGACUGACCCCCAAGAGAGAUCAGCUGAGUUUUGAUGGGGGAGCAAAAGAGACUCCUCCGAACAUCCAAGAGCACAACAUCCAAGAUACUGUGGCCAGGUUUAUAAAGAAAGUUGAAGUGCUGGUUGGGGAGGUCCUGGGUUUCACACAGGCAACACAUAUUGAAUUUAAGGAAUGCAGUACAAAGAGUAGCCUGUAAUACAUCAGAAAAAACUUUCCUAAAUAUGUCUCUGCCUUUGCAAACACUGAGGGUGGAUAUUUAUUUUUUGGUGUGGAUGACAACUGUAAAGUCACUGGGACCCACAGUAAUGUGGAGAAAGUAGCUUUAGAACAAACAGUAGCUGAUGCCAUCAGCUCAAUGUGUGCCCAUCACUUCUGUGGCUCUGGGGCUGGCAUGCAGAUCCAGGUGCACAUCCUGGGUGUUUAUGACCAAGCAGGCUAUUCACAGGGUUAUGCCUGUGCCAUGCACAUUGAGUCAUCUGGCUGCACUGUGCUCGAUGGUGACCCUGAAUUCUGGAUGGUGCUGGGCACUAUCAGGGAGGAGAGUGUGGGGAGCUGGGCACUGACUAAAAGACUGAGCAGCCGGAAAUGGAUGGAGUUCAUGACAGCUGCAGACCCAGAUAAAUAAAACCCGCAUUUAUGUUAGCAUCAACUUAAUUUCUGUGUUCUGCUGCAAACAUUCAGGAGGAAAGAUCAACUUCUUUUCAGGGUGUUCUCACCACACCUAGAAAGGGCCAUUUGACCCAUGCCCAGCCACAGGCACUGGGAUGAUGGUGCAGUUAGUGGCCUGCAGCAGCACCUCUAUCCCUGAACUCAUUCAGCAGGACUUCUUGAAGCACUCCCAAUUGUAGAAUCACGGAGUGGUUUGGGUUGGAACACAACAGCCCACAAGACACUGGGUUGCCAGGCUUUCCUUCAUAUGGAAAAGGGUCAUCAAUUUGUGGUCAGGCGCUGUAAUCCAAAAAUGGGAUUCUGCCUCCUAAACUUGUGAAUAUCAGAGGAUUCCUUCCAGAUGAAAUCUGCCAGGCUUUGGCUGGCCUUGGACUUCUGGGGACUGUGUCUCAACUGUCCCUGAGACAGCGGGUUGCGAGGCUUUCCUUCCUCUGGAAAAGAGCUAACAUUCACAGUCACACUCUUGGGGCUAAAAGUGGGAUUCUGCCUCCUAAAAUUGUGAACAUUGGAGGAUUGUUACAAGAUGAAAGCUGCCACAAGUUAUGGCUCUGGCUGGCUUUGGGCUCCUGGGAGCUGCCUCUGAACUGCUCCUGAGAUACUGAGUUGCUGGGUUAGGUGCAGUUGUAAGGGGUAAUGGUUAGGGUAGUUAAAAAUGGUAAAUUUUCUUAUGUUUUAUACAUACAUAUAUAUAUAUAUAUAUAUAUAUAUAUAUAUGUAAAUAAUUUUUAUAAACAUUGAUUUCCAAAUGCAACCCUUUAUCUACUGUUUUAUAUGCAGGAUCUUAAGAGUAUAAGAAAUUGUAAAUACGCAUAUUAUCUUAAUACACAGCGUUUGAAAAUACAAAUGUACCUUUUGUAUAUAUAAUUUAAACAAGAAAGGGCUUGAAAAUGGGAGAAAAUAUGAUCUCUAUGAAGGCAAUAAAAAUAGCUCUGUCU
Messenger RNA from Zonotrichia albicollis (white-throated sparrow), 2116 nucleotides. The record is from RefSeq and is a predicted model, not a curated record. Lineage: Eukaryota; Metazoa; Chordata; Aves; Passeriformes; Passerellidae.